AUGGGAGCUGAGGAGAAGACGGCGGAGCCGCCGCGCCAAGAUACCACGGCGGAGGAUACCAUCGACGCCUUGCUUGAGGCUGCUAGAUAUGAUGAUAUAGAUGAUGUCAGAAGCAUAGCGUCUGCUGGUGUUUCUCUGGAUUCUAAAGAUUCUGAAGGCCGCACAGCGCUACAUAUGGCUUCGGCGAAUGGACAUCUCGAAAUUGUCGAUUUUCUUAUCAGCAGUGGCGCGGACGUGAAUACAUGCAACACGGAGAAAAAUACUCCUCUUCACUGGGCUUGUCUCAAUGGUCACAUUGAGGUUGUCAAACAUCUCAUCCUUGCCGGUGCCAGUCCCACGUUGCUCAACAGUCACCACAGGACUCCCGUUGAUGAGGCAGUCACUCGGGGCAAAAUGGGUGUCAUUGAUGCAAUUAAUGAAGCAGCUGCCCAGGCUGAACUUGCUGGAACUCGAGUUUAG
Molecule: messenger RNA, 459 nt
Organism: Striga hermonthica
Lineage: Eukaryota; Viridiplantae; Streptophyta; Magnoliopsida; Lamiales; Orobanchaceae
Source: the annotation of a GenBank genome assembly